This is a messenger RNA of Trichomycterus rosablanca, 5447 nucleotides long. It is a transcript of the gene bcl9l, whose product is annotated as bcl9 like. Gene Ontology annotation, biological process: positive regulation of transcription by RNA polymerase II; negative regulation of transforming growth factor beta receptor signaling pathway; canonical Wnt signaling pathway. Gene Ontology annotation, molecular function: transcription coactivator activity; beta-catenin binding. Lineage: Eukaryota; Metazoa; Chordata; Actinopteri; Siluriformes; Trichomycteridae. The coding region runs from base 517 to 5052 and encodes 1511 amino acids. Gene Ontology annotation, cellular component: beta-catenin-TCF complex. The record is from RefSeq and is a predicted model, not a curated record. The transcript is spliced from 9 exons.
UUGAGCAAACGGCACUCAAGUGGGGGUGUGUGUGUGUGUGUGUGAUCGGUUUCCAUCAGCUGCUACUUGUGUGGCUUAAGUGAGUGAGUGAGUGUUGUGUGGUACCUACACUAUAAUGUGCGAUAUGAACACAGUGUCCUGCCCUUCUCUGUCGGAAUAAUGCUGUGCUGUCUUCUCCGGGACUCUUCCGCUUUCAUUCGAGCCACCGCGUUUUUGUAGCGCUUAUCCGGAUCAGCAGGUAGAGCCGCUGUGGGAUCUGCACCGCACUGGACGCCUGUAGGAGCUUGAAGUCAGAGCCACUCGGGGUGAUGUCGGCUCGGUUGUCACUCCUCACAACGGCUUCCCCUCGGACACGGCCGAAUGGGAUUAUUGUGGGCAGUAAAGAGAUCUGAAGCCGGAAUGCCACAGUGUGCCAGAUCGUCAUUAAAGUGAGUGCAACACUCACUAACAAGCAGACCACACUUUUUGUGCUCUAACACAAUUUCCUCGGCUUUCUGUAUAUCAGCAAUCAACCAAAUGCACCCUGAAAAUAAACUGACCAAUCAUGGGAAGCAAGUGAGCAGGGGUGCACAGUCACAGAUCUCCAGUGUAAAUCAGCAGGGGUGUCAAGAACCUGCAGGAAACCAAGGUUCAAAGAGCACCAGGUCAGGGAGCCAUGAUGUCAAAACAAAUCAGAUAUCUUCAAGCAACCCUGACCUAAAGAGUGUGGGCCAAUCAGGCAGUACUGCUGGUGUGGGCAGGAUGAUGAAAACCAAGGCUAAGAGGGAGAGAACCAUGUCACUGGAUGUAGCAGACCAAAAAGACACCCUUGCGUCAGUGCUGGAGUCAGAGGCUAAAGUAGAGGGCAUAAUACGCAGUAAACGUCGCUGUGUGCUGGAGAAGAAACAGCCCUAUAGUGGAGAUGAGUGGUGUUCAGGAGCAGAGAGUGAGGAAGAGGAGGAGAAACCCCUUAACACUAUUCCCAGGGAACAUGUAAUGUCAUCCUCUGAGCAGUCUCUCUCAGCUGCAGUGGGCUCAGUCAGUGAUAAAAACAGACCAGGUUUAGGGUGUGCUCUCCGUCCUGGGGUACAUUCUGACCAGCCCCUGCAGCAAGUAGUGUACGUCUUCACCACCAACCUAGCUAACAGUGCUGCAGAAGCAGUUAUACAUGGCCAAACUGAGUCAAUCCUCCUCUUUCACCAGCAAAAUGUUCCUCGCACCAAAUUGGACCAGCAGUGCACUGGUGUUGGGAAUCUACCCAACAUAUUAGAACAACUCAGCUCUAACAGCACUCCUACCAUGGGCACCCCCAAGUCUCAAAGUUGUACACCUCGUCCAGCCUCUGUUGGGAUUGUUGCAGGCCCACAAGCAUGCAGAAGUAGCCCGUCUUCCACUGGUCACCCAGAAGAUGGGGUUGCACAGGUCCGUCCGGGAGGAACACCCAGUUACGAUAACAGUGUGACCUCUCACCCGUUAGGACCUGGAGGCGUAGGCGCACAUCGUGUGGGGGCCCAAGGGUGUGGAAUGGAUGGCUCAGGCGUGAUAAACUACCCUGGUGCAGGUGUAUCUCCAAGUGUUAGUCCAUCCAUUUUGUCCGCACACCUUCAGUGUGUGGGCAGCCAAGGUAGCACUGAUGGACUGUCUAAAGAGCAGCUAGAACAUCGUGAGCGUUCUCUUCAGACGCUGAGGGACAUUGAGAAACUGCUUCUGCAUAGUGGGGCUGGUGCCAGCCAUGGAGAUUCAGGAGAUCCCAACAGCAAUCCCAACAAUGGGUCUAUUUCUAACAAUAAUACUGAAGGAUGUAGAGGACUGGACAAUAGAGAAAUGGGUGGUCUGAAAGCUGGCAACAGUGGCCAUUCCCCUGGUGUGCCUUCUAUUGGUGUAAUGAAAAGGCAUGAGCCUCUACAGUCCUUAAUUUCACAAACACAGAACCUUAGUGGGCCCAAUAUGGAUGAAACUUUGAUGUUGAGGCACCCUAGCUUGUCUCCUCACCACCAGUUGUCUUCCCCUUUAGCACUGGACAUGGGUCCAAUGCUAGGUCCUGAGGGGCUUACACCAGAACAGAUAGCUUGGAGGAAGCUUCAGGAGGACUACUAUCAGGAGAAGCGGCGGCGACAAGAAAUUAACCCUCACAGGCACUCUCAGCAUUUCCACAUGAUGCCUGAGAUGGGAAUGCCAGGGGGACCACACCUAAUAAUAAGAGGUCCUCCACCUCCAUAUCACAGCAAGCCUGGAGACCAGCAGUGGGGGCAGAGGCCUAUAAUUACUGGUGGUAUGGAAGGAAAUUUGAGAAUGAUUGACAUGCAUCAAGAGGGACCUCGGGGGCCCAGGUUUGUUGGACAGAGAGGACCUCCAGGUGGUGGUUACCCAGGAAGCCCAGGAGCCAUAUUACCCAUAGAAGGGCUUGGCCCUCAAAGAUCUCCCAGACCAGGAAUCAGCUGGAUUGAUGACCUACCACCUAAUAUGGGUGGAGUAGGUCAAUUCCAUGGGUGCUAUCCUCCUAGUGGGCCUGGUGGACCUCCUCAGCAAAUGCAGAGUGGUUUGGAUCGCCCCUUAACAAGGGAGGAGAUAUUUCAUAUCAUGGAAAAACGACAGCUACAAGGGCUUCGCAGGCUGGAUUUGGAGCAGUUAUCCAGACAGCAGCAGCAUCAGAGAGUUCUCGGAGGUCCCAGGAUGAUGGAUAACCCUGGUGGACCAGGCUUUCCCAAUCCUGGCAUGGGAGGUGGUCUCUCGUCCCGCGAAGAUACAAUGAACUUUCCUAACUCUCAGUCCAUGAUGGGCUCUCCUAUUGAUGGUGCAGGUGGGGGAGGUGGACCUUUAUUAAGAGACAUGGUUAACUCGCCUUUAGGUGGAAAUUUGAACAUGAACACCAGGAUGAACAUAAACCUACAUCAACAGCAGCAAAUAUUGGCCCAGAAAUUAAGAGAAGGUGCUGGGCCAGAGAUGUUAAGCCCAGAAGACUCCCGCAUCAGGGCUAUGCAGAAUGGCCAGGGUGGUGCUAACAGACUAAUAGUCCCUGGACCAGAUGGACAGCUUCAGUUUCCCAGUCAGAAUCCCUUUUCUGGAGGAGAAGGAGAUGGAUCCAAUGUACAGCAUUCGGGGCCUGAGAUGUUUGGAUCUAAUCAAGGUCCUCCCCAAAUUAGUGGAACCUCAAGACUUAGUCAUAUGCCCAUGAACACUGGCCAGAAGGCUUCAGACCUUGGUUCACGUCAUCCAUCUGACCUUUCUGUUAAUGUCAAUUCAAUUGGCUCCCCAACUUUGCCCCCUUCUCACCAGCUGAAGUCACCAUCCCUUAGCCAUGAACCUUUACCCCUUAUACCCUCUCCCUCUGCUCCAAGCUUAAAAUCCCCCAACCAGCCAUUGUCUACUGGACCACCACACCCUCCUCUGCCUGCAUCUUCCGGUGCUGGUACACCUACCACCACUUCCAUGAAGUCCCCUCAAAUAAUGGGUUCCUCCCUAGGACUCAGAUCACCAUCUGGUUCUCCAGGACACCUCAAAUCUCCAGCCAUGCCUAUUGCCUCUCCACGAUGGACUGCUUCACCCAAGACUACCCUGGCCAGCCCUGUGGGGACUACCGGCAGUAAGGGAGUAGGCAAUGACGGGAACAUUUCCACUGAAACAGGUAUAUCCUUACCCCCCAGAAGUUCUACAUCAACUCCCAGUGGUCAGCCUCCCAGCAUGCCUUUCACCUCUUCCCUGGACACACCUACAUCCCAGAAUCAUCUGUCCCUUAUUAUGUCUCAGAUGUCUAAGUAUGCCAUGCCCUCCUCUACUCCACUCUAUCAUGAAGCCAUCAAGACGAUUGCCACGUCCGAUGAUGAAAUGCCUCCAGAUCGACUUCUGCUUCCUGGAGCCAAUGUUCAAGGAAACAUGGUAAAUCACCAGUCCUCACAGAUGCUCCUGUCCUCACAAAGACCAAUGGAACCUCACAGUAGCCCUUCAAGCCCCUCUGAAAUCGUGCUUCAGGGAAAUCAGCAGUUGUCCCUCGAUCCGCCUGGGCCACUGCAACCUUCCCCUAAUCCCAUGGUCAUGCCAGUGAUGAUGGGAAGCGGAGGGGGUCCUCCAGAUGGCAUAGGACCCUGCAAUUUGUCUCCUAUGCACCCUCCAAGCCAGAUGGGGGGAUUCCCUCGCAUGCAGGCACCCCUACAUUCUCCUGUAGGAGUUAUGGGCCAGCAGUACCCACCACCUUCUGAUGAAAUCUUACCUGCUGAGCCGGUGCACCUCCUCAGCAAGGCCAUGUCCCAUCAGCGGCCACCGCACCCAUCUGACACUUUCCCAUCUAUAUCCAUAAGUGAAGGCCCGGACCUGAGUGAGGUUAUCAGGCCCACGCACACAGGCAUCCCAGAGUUUGAUCUGUCUCGUAUCAUUCCUGCCGACAAGCCCAGCAGCACCCUGCAGUAUUUUCCCAAGAGUGAGCCAAUGUCCCAGCUCUCACAUACCCUUCACCAAGGGCAGCUACCUCAGCAUGCACCUUCAGCGCAGCUCCUGAAGCAGCUCUCCUCGUCUGGGCCCGCUAACAGCAGCACGCCUUCUUCAAACCCUCACAUUGCCAAUCUGCAGAACAUGAUGGCCGAGCAGCAACUUUCCCUGCAGCCAUCGCACUGUGGCCUGCGCCCUGGCCUGGGCAUGGCCCAGGGAGGCUCUAGAGGUCUAACCUCAGGCAGCGGAAUGGGGCCUGGGCACAUGUACCAUCCAGGACAUCCCAUGGGUAGGACAAGUAUGCCAUUACCACAGCAACAGCUCUAUCAGCAGCAACAAGCAAUGAUGCAUAACAGCCUCUUGCAACACCAGUCCUAUCAGACACAGGGCAUUUUGUCCCCACAGCAACAUCCACACAAUCUUAUUGCUCAACAGAACAUGAUGAUGAUGCAAGCUAAACAGAGGGGCAUGCCUAUUCCCGGGGAGCACUAUGGCCAGCAAGGGGCUCUCAUGUCCCCUCCGGGUCCCAUGAUUGGACCGCCACACCCACAAUCGAUCAUGAUGGGACCCCAGGGAAUGAGACAGAGAGGCUUGUCUUUGGAUAGUCCGCUAGACUAUGGGCCUGGAGGCAUGGCGAACAUGCCCUUCUAAAAUGUUUUUCUGUGAACCAGUACAAAACUUUUCCAACUAAGACAUGCUUUUUAUCAUUGUUUUUCCUAAAUGUGGCAAUCAAAUGAUAAGUUUGUUAGUAAUAAUCUUUUAAUUAUGAGAUAACCAGCAAAAAGUUGAAAUAGUGGCAAAUCAUACUACUACAAAUUCUGAAGCCAUUUUUAAAUGUCUGUAUAAUAUGUACAUUUCAAAGAUAAAUGUGUUUGCUUUUGUGAAAAUUUUUUCUGGCUUAUAAAUGGUUGUGCAAGGGAAUAUAUAAAUAUAUAUUAUAUAUAAAUAUUAAUAUCUGUAUAAUUGCUGUAAAUAAGAUGCCAUUUGUGCUUGUUUGCAAAUGCUCUGUAUAACUGUGACUUAAUAUAAAUCUAAAAACACAUAAG